GAUCUUGGAGAUCGGCCGAUCUGAGAAAUGAAGCAUGUCCCACGACUGGGAUUUCUCGUCCUUUUGGGUGUGCUGAGCCCAGUGGAUGCUGGGCUACAAGUGGCAGCCAGCUGCACAGCUGUAGCCUGUGGUGAACAUGGAAUCUGUAGGAACGGAGCCUGCGAAUGCCACAGCGGAUGGGCGGGCAAAGACUGUAGCUACUUCAUGGCAGAUGACGCUCAGGAGGUCAAGCUGUCGCCGGAGCUUCUACGGAUGUUGCAGGCUCCAGGGUCAGGCAAGUUUGCAGACACGACAGAGGCGCCCACUAGCUCGUCCAGCUCGGCAGAUGUAGUCUCCGCUGGAGCCACCGUGACGAGCGGUGCCCUGAAAGUGGCGCGAGAAGCGUUGAUCAGGGCGCAAGAAGCCGCACGAGGAGG
Messenger RNA from Cladocopium goreaui, 416 nucleotides. Lineage: Eukaryota; Dinophyceae; Suessiales; Symbiodiniaceae. The record is from the annotation of a GenBank genome assembly.